AUGAUUUCUUGGUUGGGUUUUUAUAUAAUGAUAUUAAUCCCCUCCAUAAUAAAUGGAUCGGAUUUAUCAUUAAGACUUCAAUCUAAAUUCAUGCCUACAUCAUUUUCACCUCGAAAUAUAUUUGAUACUCAUAAUAAUCCAACUAUUAAUACAAUAAAUAAUAACAAAGAAGAUCAAAGUGGCAGUGGUGGUGGCAGUGGUGGUCGUGGUGGUGGAUUACCACCUUCUCCAAUGCAAUUUCCCCCAAAAUUACCAUUUCCCAAAUGGUUAAGUGAUUUUACUGGAUUACAUGAAUGGCCUGAUUUAGAUCCACCUUAUAUUCCAUUAGAUUUUAUUGAUUUUAAUAAAAUUGUCAAUAUUCCAAUACAUAAACAAGGUCAAUGUCAUGAUACUAACAUCAAAACCAAAACCAAUACUAAUAAUAAUAAUAAUAAUAAUCAAUCACCAUUAUCAAUUUUACGUACACCUAAAGCAUGUUCUUUUGAUUGUUUCAAUUGUGUUGAAAUUGAUGAUGUUUAUACAUGUCCUAAAUUACUGCAAACAUUUGAUGAUGGACCAUCAAUGGCAACAUUAAAAUUAUUACAAUCAUUUAAUCAAACGGGAUUAAAAACUACAUUAUUUACUUUAGGAGUAAAUAUUGUUAGAUUCCCAGAAAUUUAUCAACAAUGUCAUUUAUUAGGUCAUAUAAUGGGAUCUCAUACUUGGCUGCAUAAAUUUUUACCAAGUUUAACUAAUCAAGAAAUUAUUAGUCAAAUAGAAUGGUCAAUUUGGGCUAUGAAUGCUACUCUGAAUCAUUUACCAAAAUGGUUUCGUCCACCUUAUGGAGGUAUUGAUAAUCGAAUAAGAAGUAUAUUACGACAAUUUGGUAUGCAAGCUGUAUUAUGGGAUUUUGAUACUUUUGAUUGGAAAAUGCUUGGUGGUGAUAGUAGUGGUGGGACUACUUCAAGUAAUAAUAAUCGUCGUAAAGAAGAAGAUGUUUUCUCUGAAGUUGAAAAAUUUAAAUUGAUGAAAAAUAAUAAAGGUUUAAUAUUACAUCAUGAUGCUAUACAAAAAACUGUUGAUGUUGGAAUUAUGAUUCAUGAAAAAUUAUUAAAUCAUGAUCAAUUGACUGUACCUUUAUGUGUUGGUGGUAUUGAUUAUAUUAAAACUUUCCCAAAAUGA
Messenger RNA from Candida dubliniensis CD36, 1161 nucleotides. It is a transcript of the gene CDA2, whose product is annotated as chitin deacetylase. The record is from RefSeq and is a predicted model, not a curated record. Lineage: Eukaryota; Fungi; Ascomycota; Pichiomycetes; Serinales; Debaryomycetaceae. Gene Ontology annotation, molecular function: chitin deacetylase activity. Bases 1 to 1161 code for a protein of 386 amino acids. Gene Ontology annotation, cellular component: prospore membrane. The transcript has a single exon. Gene Ontology annotation, biological process: carbohydrate metabolic process; ascospore wall assembly.